AUGGCUGCGCCGGUGCUGGGCACCUCGGCUACAUCGCCUUCCAAGACGCCGAGAAAGGGCAUUCUGCAAGGACAGGGCAAAAGCCGCACUCGCCGGAACUCAGUGCUGCUGUGGCAGAAGGGCUUUGCCAAAGUCAAGAACGAGCUGGAAA
Symbiodinium necroappetens is the source of this 151-nucleotide messenger RNA. Lineage: Eukaryota; Dinophyceae; Suessiales; Symbiodiniaceae. The record is from the annotation of a GenBank genome assembly.